Molecule: messenger RNA, 1719 nt
Organism: Temnothorax curvispinosus
Lineage: Eukaryota; Metazoa; Arthropoda; Insecta; Hymenoptera; Formicidae
Gene: CCT5
Product: T-complex protein 1 subunit epsilon
Exons: 7
Coding region: 44-1669 (541 amino acids)
Biological process (GO): protein folding
Cellular component (GO): chaperonin-containing T-complex
Molecular function (GO): ATP hydrolysis activity; ATP binding; ATP-dependent protein folding chaperone
Source: RefSeq, a predicted model, not a curated record
CAGGAAGUAAUCGAUCCGCUCCGGAUCUCGCCAGGUCGCCAAAAUGACUGCUAUACCCGGAACGGUGGCGUUCGACGAGUACGGCCGGCCCUUCAUCAUCAUCCGUAACCAGGAGAAGCAGCAACGCCUCACCGGUCACGAUGCAAUCAAGUCGCAUAUUAUGGCAGCGCGCAAUGUGGCCAACAUCCUUAGGACGUCUUUGGGGCCUAAGGGACUGGAUAAGUUGAUGGUUAGCUCGGACGGAGAUAUCACCGUUACUAAUGACGGUGCGACAAUCUUGAAGAAUAUGGAUGUUGACCAUGAAAUUGCCAAGCUGAUGGUCCAAUUGUCAAAUUCUCAAGAUGACGAGAUUGGCGAUGGCACUACUGGAGUAGUUGUACUGGCCGGGGCGCUUCUGGAACAAGCUGAACAGUUGCUGGACAAGGGAAUUCAUCCGAUUAGAAUCGCUGACGGUUUUGAACUAGCGGCCAGAUGUUCAACCGAGCAUCUCAAGACAAUAACGGACGAUUUCAAGGAAACCCCGGAGAAUUUGGAGUCAUACAUCGACAUAGCUAUGACCUCGUUAGGUUCGAAAAUUAUCAACAAGCAUCAUAGGCAGAUGGCGGAAAUAGCUGUGCAAGCUGUAUUGGCAGUUAUGGAUCCUGUUACUCGCGAUGUUAAUUUUGAACUAAUCAAGAUAGAAGGAAAGGUCGGUGGUAAAUUGGAGGAUACUGUCUUAGUACGCGGUGUCAUUGUCGACAAGGACUUCAGUCAUCCGCAAAUGCCGAAGAGAUUAGAAGACGUUAAACUGGCGAUCUUGACUUGUCCGUUUGAACCACCAAAACCCAAAACUAAACAUAAGUUGGAUGUCACGUCGGUCGACGAUUACAGAGCUUUGCGCGAUUAUGAACGCGAGAAGUUCACGGAGAUGGUGAAGCAGGUCAAGGAUGCCGGCACGACACUGGCUAUUUGUCAAUGGGGCUUUGACGACGAGGCCAACCAUCUUCUGCUGCAAAAUGAUUUGCCCGCAGUUAGGUGGGUCGGCGGUCCGGAGAUCGAACUCAUUGCCAUUGCGACCGGUGGACGCAUUGUACCUCGCUUCGAAGAAUUGACGCCGGAAAAACUUGGUCAUGCAGGCGUUGUCAGGGAAUUAACGUUUGGCACGACAAAAGAUCGAAUGCUAGUCAUCGAAGAAUGCAAAAACUCUCGCGCUGUGACAAUCUUUAUUCGCGGCGGCAACAAAAUGAUUGUCGAAGAAGCAAAACGGUCGAUGCAUGAUGCAUUAUGUACCGUACGCAACGUAGUAAAAGACAACAGGAUUAUUUAUGGUGGAGGCGCGGCGGAAAUAUCCUGCGCGCUGGCUUGCAUGGCGCAGGCUGAUAAAAUCAGCACUUUGGAACAAUACGCCUUCCGUGCCUUCGCCGAAGCUUUGGAGAGCAUUCCCAUGGCGCUCGCGGAAAAUUCAGGCCUUUCUUCGGUGGAUACCAUAGCGGAAAUUAAAGCGCGUCAGUUGGCCGAAAAAAAUCCCGAUCUUGGUAUCGAUUGCUUAAAUCGAGGCACAGCAAAUAUGAAGAUACAAAAUGUCAUUGAGACACUGACAAGCAAAAUCCAACAGAUAUUGUUGGCUACGCAGCUCGUCAAAAUGAUAUUAAAAAUUGACGACAUACGCUCGCCUUACAGCGAAACCUAAAGCCCAAGUUUAUUUAAUUAUGUGUGAUUAUAUUAAAUACUGUAUUGUAA